Argiope bruennichi is the source of this 726-nucleotide messenger RNA. RefSeq names its product thyrostimulin beta-5 subunit-like. The transcript is spliced from 3 exons. Gene Ontology annotation, biological process: G protein-coupled receptor signaling pathway. The coding region runs from base 162 to 650 and encodes 162 amino acids. Gene Ontology annotation, cellular component: cytoplasm; extracellular region. Lineage: Eukaryota; Metazoa; Arthropoda; Arachnida; Araneae; Araneidae. Gene Ontology annotation, molecular function: hormone activity. The record is from RefSeq and is a predicted model, not a curated record.
AUUUGUGAGGGAAGGCCAAAACGGAAUCUCUCCGCACGGUAUGUGAAACGUUUCUUUUCUUCUCAGAAAGGCGGCAGAAAAUAGAGUUUCAUAUCAAAAACGCAAUAAAAGAAGCUCUAAUAAUAAUUAAUAAGGAAAAAGACAGUUUGUGACCGUCCAGAAUGUUUACACUUGAGACUUUAGGAGUUUUGCUACUGCUUGCAAGUAUGUCGGCGGACAGGAACUUGCCAGUCAUUCCCGAGGACACUUUGGAAUGUCAUCGACGAGAAUUCACUUUUAAAGCAUCGCAGACCGAUGAAAAUGGGCUUCAGUGCUGGGAUUUUGUGACAGCUGCAUCGUGCUGGGGACGAUGUGAUACUGGAGAGAUUGGGGAUUGGCGUUUUCCGUUUAAGAGGCCAUUUCAUCCAGUUUGUAUGCACGAGAAUCGGGAACUUCGGAGAACUAUUCUACGAAAUUGCGAUCCUGGAGCUGACUUACGGUUAACUGGAUAUGAGUACUACGAGGCACUAACAUGUGCUUGCUACCUUUGUGAUUCUUCAUCCACUAGUUGCCAGGGAAUUCCCACAUAUGAUGAUCCCGAACGAAAAGAAGGUUUUACAACAGUUGUCAAUCUUCCUGGACGCAUAAUUCCCCUGGAAACCAUUGAAUGAUGUAUUUUCUUUCUCAUGAAUACAGUAGAAAUUUCUACAAGAUAAAGAAAGACAAUAAACAAAAAAUUAAGUUCCA